AUGUUAAAACAAGGUACAUCUGAAGAUUUUAUAAACGCAACUAAAUUAAAUUAUGAAGAAUGGGGUAGUGGAUUAACUAUGGACCAAUAUUUAGAAAGGGAAACUGUUUCAAAAAAAUAUGUAUCAGGACACAGACCUUGGAUUUUAGUGGAUAAAGAAAAUGAAAAUCAAGUUUUAGCAUCAUGUGAAACAUUUUCAAACGAAUCACUUUAUGCUUUUAAGGGCGAUACUAAAAUCUAUAGAGGUAUUUCAGAGUCUGUAGCUUCAGUUUUCAUUGAACAGAAAUACAGAGGCAAAGGUCUCUCAAGCCAAUUAAUGAAGCAACUCUAUUCAAGAUUCGAAAGUGAAGGUAGAAUUUUUUGUGAUCUUUAUAGUGAUGUAGAUCCAAAAGUAUAUUCAAAAUGUGGUUGGAAUUCAUAUCCUGCAACAUCUUUAAAAGUAGAUUUAUCAAAUACCGAAAAGAAUUCAAAGUUUAUCAAACAAGAUUACACUUUACAAGAAGCCAAUUCAAGAAAGAUAACUGAGGAGAAUAUUGGAAUGGUUUUAGAAAAAGAUAUCGAAACUACACAAAAGGAAUUAAUAGAAUUUGUAAAUAGUGAUAGAAAUACCAAUAGCUUUGCAUUCACAAAAUUAUUUACAACUACCGAAUUUUAUUGGGAAAUAUCUCAAUCUAAAGUUUAUGCAACUUCUUUAAACAUCAACACACCAACUACAUACGGUCAUGUUAUUUUCAAUACUAAAGAUGGAAGUGUUCAAAGUUAUAUUGUCUGGUCUCUCGAUUUUAGAGCAUCUGAACUCAAAGUUUUAAAAUUGGUUGCUCAAUCCGAAAUAGAAUUUAAAUUUUUAAUCAAAAAAGCUUAUGAACAAGCUUUAGAAUAUAACUUCAAAUAUAUCUAUUCUUGGUGGUGCGAAUCUACAAGCAAAUUUAACAAAGCUUUCGUCGAAUCCAUUGGUUAUGAAAUUAUAAUUAGAGACGGUUCAAUUCCUAUGGUUUGCUCUUGGAUCAAAGAUAAUAAUACAAAUCAAUUAUUAGACCAAUCAAAAGGUAUUUGGAUAAAUGUUGAAAAGUUUGGUUGGGUUUAA
Messenger RNA from Dictyostelium purpureum, 1083 nucleotides. RefSeq lists its product as uncharacterized. The coding region runs from base 1 to 1083 and encodes 360 amino acids. The record is from RefSeq and is a predicted model, not a curated record. The transcript has a single exon. NCBI's taxonomy places the organism in Eukaryota, Evosea, Eumycetozoa, Dictyosteliales, Dictyosteliaceae.